Messenger RNA from Plasmodium cynomolgi strain B, 661 nucleotides. RefSeq names its product transporter protein. The annotation marks the transcript as partial. NCBI's taxonomy places the organism in Eukaryota, Apicomplexa, Aconoidasida, Haemosporida, Plasmodiidae. The record is from RefSeq and is a predicted model, not a curated record. The transcript has 4 exons. Gene Ontology annotation, biological process: zinc ion transmembrane transport. Gene Ontology annotation, molecular function: zinc ion transmembrane transporter activity. Gene Ontology annotation, cellular component: membrane.
AUGGACCUCCUCCUGGCGAAGGCUAUUUGCAUCUUCACCUUCCUGUGCGUGGCAACGUUCGGAUGCUCAAUCCCGUACCUGAUAGGUCUCCUUGGGAAAAAAAAAAAUGCAGAGCAUGAAGAUAAAAUAAAGGGCAUCCUAUCCAACCUAAACUGCUUUGGCUCUGGAUUCAUUUUCUCCAUUGUGAUGUUCCACCUCCUCCCCGAAACCAUCAUGAUCGUUUCUUCUCACAAACACAUUGUCUUAUUUAAUUCGUCCGACCCAGAAACUAAAACUUUGUUCAUUUUUUUUUUCGUUUUUCUUGGCUAUGCUAUGCAACUGGCCCUGGAGUAUACGGUGAACGAACACCAGUACCACCACGCAUGUGACAGCGAGCACUUCAAGAAGAAACAGAAUAUUGUGAAAUUCCUGCACGUGCUAACUCUGCAGUCGUUUUUUUUGACCAUAUCGUUGGCGGUGCACUCGUGCAUUGAGGACGACGUUAACUUUGUGUUCAUAAAUUCUUUUUGCAUUUUGUCACACAAAUGGAUCGCAGGGGUGACGGUCGCCCUCUCGCUGAAUCAGAACAACAUAAGCAAAAAUCUGAAGAUCAUCCUUCUGAUUAUUUUCAUUUUCUCCUCUCCUCUGGGGAUCAUCAUUGGCCACCUGAUAAAAUCUUCAG